AUGCCAAGAGGGUCACGAAACGUUUCACUUCGUUUUAGUGUCGAGACCAUAAAGUCCAUUGAACCGAGACCAAUUCACCAUUGCAGACGCUCAUACUCGCAUCCAAAGGCAGAUUUCUCGCCUGAUCCCAUCCUCUCGAUUCAUGCAGACACCGAAGUGCUGAUUGGAAAGAAGCCCUGGCCUUCUGUCAAUCCUAGUGUGGUGGAAACGGAGCCCACUAUCUGCGUGGUAUGUGGAGUUGAUUUUAAAACGCGUUCCGUACUACACGCACACCUUUCUGAUCACAAGCACCUUGUGGGAAAGGUAGAUAAGUACAAGAAGGUGCCGCUUUAUGAAUGCAAAUUGUGUGCUGCAGAAAUGAACUGCACAACAGUCCUGCGCCAUCGAUGCUUUGUCAAGCACAUUACACAGGUCUCUGAGGUGGAAGCGCUUAUGAAUACUGUGGGAAGCCCUCUUGUCUGCAUCUUUUGUAGGGGUCGAGUUCUGCCUUCGAGAGCCCAUUUAAUUGCUCAUCUAAUAUCGGCUCAUUCUCCACAUCGCAAUCCACUGAAAUGUGUAUUUUGCUGUGCCAAGUUUAAAUCAGACAAUCUUCUCAUGCAAGAAACUCAUGUUUUUACACAUCAUGUACCUGAACUGAUAUUUUUAAACAGACUUGCCUACUUUAAGGAAAUUAAAACGUCCAGUGGAUUGACAGUGGAUACAAAAGACCCAUUCUUGUGCCUCUAUGAUGCCAGUAAAACUGAAAGCUCAAGUUGGAUUGAUGCAAUUGUUAUGCGUUUCAAAGAUUCCUGGAAACAGAGUGGUAGGAGCAAAAACGAGGAUGACGUAUCGAAAAGUGCUGCAAAUUCUAUGUGCUAUAAGGUGUUCAAAAACCUCGCGGAAUACACAGCACACAUCUACUGUAACCACGCGAUACUACCCCACUCUCGUGAUAAAGGCAAAGAACUCAACUCCAGCGAGUUGAGGCAGCUCGAUGCAGUUGAGAGGGGACUGCCCGGACCCAGUAUACGGGAACUCAUG
Messenger RNA from Hydatigera taeniaeformis, 1020 nucleotides. The record is from the annotation of a GenBank genome assembly. Lineage: Eukaryota; Metazoa; Platyhelminthes; Cestoda; Cyclophyllidea; Taeniidae.